UACUAGAACCAGGAAGUGAAAGUAAAAUUUCUUGCUGCGUCUCAAACGGACACUUGAAGACAACUUUAAAGUGUUUACAGCCUUCAUUUUAGAGUUUAUCUAGUGCACUUUUAAAGGGAAGCAGGAAGCGAUUUGGAGUGAAUUCGAGGUUAAAUUAUCGAUUAGAGCUGAAAAGAAACAGGAGCGGAGUCGUGGAAAUGUCGGUGAAACAGCCGAAGCAGACUGUAUUAAACCCGCCCAUCCCCAUAUCAAUAAGCAUCCUGGAUGGCCUUCAUCCAGGGGAGAUGGUUCUUAUCCAAGGCUCAGUUCUAGAUGAUGCAGACAGGUUUCAGGUGGAUUUCACGUGCGGCAGCAGCAUUAAACCCAGAGCAGAUGUUGCGUUUCACUUUAACCCACGCUUCAAAAAGAAUCACAUUGUGUGUAACACCUUGAAACUUGAGUACUGGGGCAAAGAAGAAAUCCAUUAUCUGAUGCCCUUCAGAAAGGGGGCUGAGUUUGAGAUCAUUGUGCUGGUCGAGAAAGAUUUGUACAAGGUGGCAGUAAAUGGGACUCAUGUGCUGGAGUACAAGCACAGGAUAGAUCUGGCCAGAGUGGACACACUGUCUGUGUCGGGAAAGGUUCAAAUCCAGGCCAUUGGAUUCAUUCCAAGCACAAGUACUCCAUCACCUGUGAAAGGGACCAGCACACAGUCGCCAGCUUUGCUGGAUGACUCAUGUGAUAUGUCUCUUCCUUUUAAGAGAAAGAUCAUAAAGGGCUUGAUUCCAGGACAUACCAUUACAAUCAAGGGUCUGAUCCCUGCCUUUGCUCACAGCUUCUCUAUAAACCUGCGCAUCGGGAACUCGAAGGACAUUGCGCUGCAUUUAAACCCUCGGCUCAGAUCUGGUUUGUUCAUUCGUAAUUCAUACCUGUCCGAGUGCUGGGGUCCAGAGGAGAACACCCUGCCCAACUUUGUCUUCAGACCAGGAGAAUAUUUUGAGAUGAUAAUCCUGUGCGAGGCGCAGCAGUUUAAGCUGGCCGUGAACGGAGCUCAUCAACUGACCUACAAACACCGUGUCCAGGAUCUGAGCCGUGUGGACGAGCUGGAGAUCAUCGGGGACCUGGAGCUGCUUGAGGUUAAGAUUUGGUAACCGGCAUUCCAUCCGAACCCUGCAACUUUAAUAAAGACAUCCAGACUCUAGACUAGGCUCAGGUCUGAUCUCCUGACAUAGUGUAUGUCAAAACAAAAACUAGCCUGGCUUUUACUUUUCUCUUGUGCUACUUCUGAUUUUACACAUAUAAGGUCCAAUUGUUGUCUGUAAGAUCAGUAUCACUUCUGUCACUGUCAAAUGUAACCACUUCUUUAGCAUUUAGCAUUGGGAUUGUGUAUCGAAUUUUGGUAAUGUGGAACAAAACGUUUGCCGUAACAAACAUUGUAACAAAAUGCACAUAAAUCUUUUUUGUUUAUUUCGAAAAAAGCAUUUGGCCAACCAGGACAUGUUUAGUGACUGAAGUUGGCUUUAUUGAUAAUAUACCAGAGCUACAAGUUGAAUGUAUCGUCAAACUGCCUGUUUUUGACUUAUAUUUAUUUUAAAAGUUGGUUACACACUGUUAUUAAAACGGAAAACAAGCAGAGGAAGAUAAUGGGGCCAUUUUGAAUUUGUCAGGAAACAGGAAGGCACUGUGGUGUCAUUUGAGAUUUGUACUUUAAAGAGGUUUGGUGGAUUGUAUGAUUCCAAUUUCCGAUUUAAAUGUUUAAUUAGUUAAUUAUUUAAUACAGUGCACGCAUGCAAUACACAAUAUCUGAUGCUUUAAAAAAAAAAGAAAGAAAUAGGAUGUUUCUGAUUUUCUAUUCAUAUCAUUAGACGAGGAAGGUUUGUUACUGCACAGUGCGGUCACAUGACCUUGAUAUACGGAUAUCUGCUAUAUGAAAUAUUUAUUUCUUUUGCUGUGUAACGCAUUCCCCGAGGAUGUGAGAUGGAAUAUCAGAAUAUCGUGUCGGAAAAAAAAUAACAUUUAUUACAAGAAAUCUAAUAAACCUGGUAAACCAAUCAAAAAAACAUUAAAGAAUCAGGCCGUGGCUGCCGCAG
This is a messenger RNA of Silurus meridionalis, 2066 nucleotides long. It is a transcript of the gene lgals8a, whose product is annotated as galectin 8a. The transcript is spliced from 9 exons. Bases 198 to 1127 code for a protein of 309 amino acids. The record is from RefSeq and is a predicted model, not a curated record. Lineage: Eukaryota; Metazoa; Chordata; Actinopteri; Siluriformes; Siluridae. Gene Ontology annotation, molecular function: carbohydrate binding.